Messenger RNA from Drosophila teissieri, 11408 nucleotides. RefSeq names its product cubilin homolog. NCBI's taxonomy places the organism in Eukaryota, Metazoa, Arthropoda, Insecta, Diptera, Drosophilidae. Gene Ontology annotation, molecular function: calcium ion binding. Bases 67 to 11355 code for a protein of 3762 amino acids. The transcript is spliced from 15 exons. The record is from RefSeq and is a predicted model, not a curated record.
UUAUUUUUUUUCUAGUGCUUCUGGUGUUUCCAAUGUUCAGUGGAGUUUCCUUUUGAAAGUGAAAAAAUGAGUGGAGUAGCUGCGAGGAGCAGACUCCUGUGGUGCUGGGCCGUCUUGGCGAUCCUCACAGAUACUUGGCCUUAUGCUGACGGUUUUGUCAACUCGCCGAAAAUUAUUAGUAAAGAUGGCAAUUUGAUUAUUGAAUCGGGAGCCAAUCGCAAUAUUAGCUUUCGACUGAGCGGAAAUUCACGGUUUACCAUCAACGAGGAGUUGGAUGUCAUGGAACUCUUGCUGGCCACCAGUGGCUCCAAAAAGCGAACCGCUGGCGGCAAGGAUGAGUUGAACACCGCCGAUGAGUUUGUGGAUGCGCGGGAGCUGGCGGAUCAGCUGGCCGAUUUCAAUAGGCGCGCCUUUGGAGCCAAUGGUUUGAAUGCAAUGCUGCGCUUGCAGCAAAACAGGACCCGAGGAUCGAUAGCGCUGAUACGGCGCUUGCAGUCGCGAGUUAGAAUGGUGGAGAACUGGGUGGAUCGGAUGAAGACGCAGUUGGAUGCGAACAGCUGCGCAAGUGGACCAUGCGUGAAUGGAGGCACCUGCUACAACACCUACACCGGAUUCCGCUGCCAAUGUCGCUCGGCAUUCGAGGGCAGCAAGUGCGAGGUGGACGUCAACGAGUGCGCACUGUACGAGGGCACCGACCUGGGCUGCCAGAAUGGAGGGCAGUGCCAGAAUCAGUUUGGCUCGUACAGCUGCCUGUGCCAGCCGGGCUGGCAUGGGAUGCACUGCACCCAGCGCAAGGCGGAUUGCUCGCAGUCCAGUGCCUGGGAGCUGUGUGGCCAUGGUUCGUGUGUGCCCAGUGCGGACGAUGCCGGCUAUCGUUGCAUCUGUGAGCCGGGUUGGAAGACCAAUGGCCUGACGCCCAUUUGUGGCGAGGAUGUCGACGAGUGCAGCGAUUCCGCUGGCCACAAGCCCUGCUCCACGAACUGCAUCAAUCUGCCCGGCAGCUUCACCUGUGCCCCCUGCCCCGUCGGCCUGACAGGGAACGGGAUCAGCUGCCGGGACUUGGACGAGUGCCAGACGAACAACGGUGGCUGCAGUCUCAGUCCCAAGGUGGAUUGCAUCAAUACCUAUGGUUCGUAUCACUGCGGCGAGUGUCCCAUCGGCUGGACCGGUGAUGGGCGCAAGUGCGAGAGAAGCCCCCAGGACUAUGACAUCCAAACUGGACAGACGCCAAGAGCCUGUCCGGCGGCCAACAAUCCCUGCUAUCCAACGGCCAGCUGCUUCCUGAUCUCCGGCACCAUAUCCUGCCGAUGUCCAGUGGGCAUGGUGGGCACUGGAUACGCUCCGAAUGGCUGUGUCAAUGGCACCACCACGAAUUGCUUGGGAAAUCCCUGCCUGAAUGAUGGCAUUUGCCUGGAUGCCGGACCCUCGAACUUCACCUGCCUGUGUCCCAGUGGCUUCCGUCCGCCGAUCUGCGAGCCACUGCCGAGUCCCUGCGAUCGACAGCCCUGCAAGAACGGUGGUCGCUGUCGCCCCACCACCAGUGGCGAUCUCUUCGUCUGCCAGUGCCUGCCCGGCUACCGGGGUCGUCUUUGCGACACCCGUUUCAGCAGCUGCAACGGCAUGCUGAGUGCGGCGAGUGGCAGGCUGAGGUAUCCGCCGAGUGGCACUGGUUACGAGCACAAUGCCCAGUGCGCUUGGGUGAUCCGGACCAACGAAUCGCUGGUGGUGAAUGUCACGUUCCAGAGCUUCGAUGUGGAGGAUUCCACGGAAUGCCGCUUCGAUUGGCUGCAGAUUAACGAUGGCCGUUCGGCGGCUGCUCAGAUAAUUGGACGCUAUUGUGGUAACCAUUUGCCGCAUGGCGGCAAUAUCGUAUCCUCCGGCAAUCAGCUCUAUCUGUGGUUCCGAUCCGACAACUCGACGGCCAAAGAGGGAUUCGAUCUCACGUGGAACUCCAUACGGCCGCAGUGCGGUGGUCGCAUCAAUUUCGACACCCACGGCACACUCGCCUCGCCGGGAUCGCCCGGCAAUUAUCCCAAGAAUCGCGACUGCCGGUGGCAACUGGUGGCGCCCACCAACAAACGCAUCAAGCUGACCUUCUUCAGUUUGCAGCUGGAGCAGCACGAGAAUUGUAACUUCGAUUAUGUGCUGAUCAGGGACACGAUUUCCGGACGUGAGCUGGCCAAAUACUGCACCACCGGAGGAGCGCCGGCACCGCUGCUGCUGCCCACCCACCUGGCGGAGAUCCAUUUCCAUUCGGAUGCCGAGGGCAGCGACACGGGCUUCCAGCUGCACUAUUCCGUGGAGGAGCGUGUGCCCGGCUGCGGUGGUGUCUACACCGCCAAGCAGGGUACCAUUUCUGAGUCAUCCAGAGCCAAUCCCGAACCAGGUGGCGUCUCCUGCGAGUACGAAAUCCAAUUGGCCGUGGGCGAGCUGGUGGCCAUUCAGUUUGUGGUCCUGGAGCUGGAUCCACUGGACUGCGUGGAGGUGCUGGACAUCACGGACGAGGGCGGUAGCAUUCUGCAGGAUAAGAUAUGCGGCACGGAUGAGGCGCGUCUGAAUCCUCCUGCCUACACAUCGCAAUUCAAUCGGCUGAAGAUUAAGUUCUAUGCCCGUGCCGGCAGCUUCCUGUUGAACUACCGGACGGCCUGCGCUUAUAAACUGGACAGUGAACAGGGCACCAUUACCUCGCCCGGUUAUCCCAAUCUAACCAGAUCGGAUCGCGUUUGCACCUAUACGAUUAAUACGGCCACCAACACGGUGAUCAGUUUGAAGAGGAUCGACUUUCAGUUGAUCGGUGCCGAUAACGACGAUGAAGACACCGACAUCGAUGGCUGCCUGACCACCAACUUGAGAAUCAACGAUGGACUGAACCGCCAGAUCCUGGGGCCCUAUUGCGGCAAGGUUCAGCCGGCGGAGGAGUUCGUUAGCGAGACCAACUACCUGCAGCUUCACCUGGAAACGGAAGUGGACAGCGUGGGGCGUGGCUUCAAGUUCGAGUAUCGAGCGCUGCCCAGCGGCGGCGAUAGGUGCGGUGGAGUACACACCCGUUCCGGCGAUCACAUCCGUCUGCCGGGGAAUGGGAACUCGUAUGCCAGUGAAGCCACCUGUUACUGGGUGAUAAUGGCGCCGGCGAACAAGGCCAUCCGCCUGCACUGGAACAGCUUCCGUUUGGAGAGCUCGAUGGACUGCAGCUUUGACUAUGUGGAGAUCUACGAUAGCCUGGGUGCCCAGUUGGGCGACGACAAGAGCAAGCCGAUGGCCAAGUACUGCGGCUAUACGGUGCCCGAGGAUCUGCUCAGCCACUCGCGUCAGCUGGUCAUCAAGUUCGUGUCGGACUACAGCGAAUCGGAUGGUGGCUUCGACAUGAGCUACACGUUCGAGGAACGCGCCCGGUGCGGCGGUCACAUCCAUGCGACCAGCGGCGAGCUAACCACACCGGACUAUCCGGCCAACUACUCAGCCGGCUUGGAUUGCGAUUGGCACUUGACCGGCGCGCUUGGCCAUCAGCUGGAGAUACAGCUGGAGAGCUUCGAUCUGGAGCUAUCGCCGAACUGCUCGGCCGAUUAUCUGCAGGUAAGGAACGGCGGCGGCAGAGAUUCCCCGCUGAUCGGCACCUUCUGCGGCCGGGAUAUACCCACACGGAUACCCGGAUUCAGUCACGAGAUGCGACUGAUCCUGCACACGGAUACGGCGAUCAACGGCCGUGGCUUCCGGCUGCGUUGGCGCGCCUUUGCCUUCGGCUGCGGCGGACGACUGCGUGCGAAUACGGGCGCCAUUUCGUCGCCCCGCUACCCGAAUCCGUAUCCCAAUCUGGCGCACUGUGAGUGGCGGAUUUACGUGCAUCCCGGAUCGGGUAUUUCGAUACUGGUCGAGGACAUGGAACUGGAGGGCUUGAGCAAUUGCUACUACGACAGCGUGAAGAUCUACUCGGGCAUUAGGCUGCCCAACCAGAGCGCCGACAAGGUACUCUGCAGGAGCGAUGAUCUGGCCAAUCCGCUCAUCCAGCUGGACAACAACGAAGGCACCAUCGUCUUCGAUACCGAUUUGACCAACUCAUAUCGCGGCUUUCGCAUAUCCUACAAGGCGAAUUGCAUACGCAACCUGACGGCCACCACGGGCAGCAUCGAGAGUCUGAACUACAUGGAACCAUUCUGGGAGACAAUACCCAUCAACUGUAGCUGGACCAUACGUGCGCCCAAGGGCAAUCGCGUUCUCAUCGAAAUCUCCCACUUGGCACGGCACGAGCAGCAUAUGCCCACUGCCAACGUACCCGGCGGAUUGUACAUUGUCGAUGGCCGGAAUGUCCAGGAGGUAGUCACGCCGCAGGCGGUGAACAUCAGUGGCGAAGUGGUGACCGUCGUCCACAAUGCCAGCAAUGUGAACUUCCAGCUGGACUAUCGCAUCGAUGGCUGCAUGGAGGAGCUGCGCGGCGAGGAGGGCUCCUUCCAAUCGCCCAACUAUCCGAAAAUGUAUCCCAACAACCUCGAGUGCUACUGGCUGAUCACCGUCGAGCGGCACAGCGCCGUCGAGCUCACGAUCGAUGGCCUCGAUCUCGAGGAGAGUCCCAAUUGCACCAAGGAUGCGCUGACGGUGUCCAACCAUAGAAACGCGGUGGCCAGCCACGAACGCCAUUGCGGCUCCACGUCCAAACUGGUGAUCACCAGCUCUGGUCACAGGAUGCACGUGCGUUUCAUCUCCGAUGAGUCGCACAACGGCGGUGGCUUCAUGGCCACCUAUAGAACGGUGAAAACAACUUGUGGUGGCAAACUGGCGGCACGCAACGGAGUGAUCGAAUCGCCCAAUUAUCCGCUCAAUUAUCCGGCGCACAGCGAGUGCGAGUGGCAGGUGGAGGUCUCUCCGCAUCACCAGAUCGUUUUCGAGAUGUCCGACCUGGAUCUGGAGUCCGGGUACGGCUGCAACUGGGACUAUCUGGAGGCGUACGAUCUGGCCGAGGACGACUCGGAGGGUCGGAAGUUGUUCAAGGUCUGCGGCGAUGUGGAGGAGAGUAGCGAACUGCUGGCUUCCUCAUCCAAUAUGGCUGUGGUGCGAUUCAUCAGCGAUGAUUCCAUCUCGCGCAAGGGCUUCCGGCUGCACUUCCACGAGUCCUGUGGCCAAACGAUAAGCGUCGAUGAGUCCAUGUUUGAUUACAUCCAAAUGUCGCGGCAGGCGGCGCGCAACGAGACCUGCUUAUGGGUAUUCCAAGCCCAGGAGCCCAACAAGCGCAUCAUCUUCACGCCCACCCAUGUGAAGCUGCGCGAGGAUGCCGACCAGCGGUAUCCCACGGAGGGCGAUUGCCUCGAUGUGGGCGUCAAGAUCUACGAGGGUACGGAGCCGCAGGGCACACCACGUCUCAAGUUCUGUCGCUCGCAUCCGCCGGCCUUGAUCUCCAAUGGCCAGGCACUGACCGUCAGUGUGCCGCUGCAGCUGGUGGAGGAGUUCGAGGGACACUACAUGAUGAUGGACACGUCGUGUGGCAGUGUCUACACCGCUCUGUCGGGCAAAUUUAGUUCGCCCUAUUAUCCCGCCUCGUAUCCGCCGAACAUUGAGUGCCUGUGGCUGCUGGAAGCCAGCGUGGGUAAUUCCAUUAGUCUCACGCUGGAGUCGCUGGACCUGGAGAAGUCGGAUGGCUGCAAUCGGGACUAUCUGGAGGUGCGCGAGGAAUCGGAGCGGGGCCAACUGAUUGGCGUCUAUUGUGGCAACGAGCUGCCCGGUGUGAUACACUCGCGCGGUGCCAUCUGGAUGAAGUUCAAGAGUGACGACGACACUGUGGGCGAGGGAUUCAUGGCCUCCUACAACUAUGAGCACCACAAUGAGAUCAAUGGCACGGAUGGCCUGAUCCAGUCGCCGCACUUUCCGAGCAAGUUCCAGGACUCGGAGCCGUACAGCUGGCGCAUCACCGUCGACAAGGAGUACGUGGUGGAGGUAUCGCUGCUCUAUCUCAGCGAUCUGGAUCAACCGCACUUGAGUUUCUACGACGGCUAUUCGGACAUUGGUGCUCGCAUCGAGGUGACCAGUGCCAGCGAACCCAUCAUCUCCAGCACGAAUGUGCUCUACUUCAAGAGCAACCGUGGCCCGUUCCAACUCACUUGGAAUCGGUUAUCCAAGGAGGCGCUACGCUCGAAUCGUACGGCGGAGGAGCGGACACGGCAGUGUGGCAACCAGUUGAUUACCAUCGAUCGGUCGGUCAUCGGCUUCCAUUCGCCGGGCUAUCCCAAUGGCUACGAACAGCAUCUCAACUGCUUCUGGACAUUGGUGCCCUCGAAUCUGGCCAUGCAUGCCGUGCUCACACUCAGUCAAAUCGAUCUGGAGAUGUUUAGCGAGGAUUGCAUUGCUGACUAUGUUCGCAUCCACAGUAGUAACGAUCUGCAGAACUGGUCGAAGCUGAGCACGCUGUGCACCCUGCCCACGGAGUCGAGUGAGCGAAUCUUCCACGGAACGCCGUAUCUCAAGGUGGAAUUCGUGACGGAUGCCAGUGUGAACAAGACGGGAUUCAAUGGCAUUGUGCGCACGGCCUGCGGCUCGGAGAUCACUGCCUCCAAGGGUCUGGUUAACAUCACGGAGUUACUAAAGGUCAAUCCGCGUCCGAACCAGGAUUGCGUGUGGACGCUGAAAGUGCGCCAGGGCCGAAGGAUCCAGAUCGAUUUCCCCGACUUCCAAUUGCAGAACAACGCCGCCAGCGGAUCGAGUGACUGCCGGAAUUAUCUCUUGCUACGCAAUGGCAACGAUGAAGAUUCGCCCUUCCUGGGCCGUGGCAAGUACUGUGAGGAUGUCGUGCACGAGGUGCUGAACACCACCUCCAAUAAGGCCUAUAUAAAGUUCCACUUUGCGAGUCCACCCCGCUUCGUGGUGUCCUUCCGCUUCGAGGAGCUGCGCUACACCACCUCCGGUCGCAUCCGUUUGUCCGCCGCCACCGACGAGGUGCAGUACAUCAGCUCGCCGUAUUACCCGAAUCUUCCGCAUCCGCAUUCCGAGUGCAUUUGGAUCGUGGAAGCACCACCAGAACACCGCAUAAUGCUGCAUUUCAAUGGUGCAUUCGAUCUGUUGGACGCCACCGAAGCGACCAAGGAAUGCGAACGUGAAUAUGUUCUGGUCAACGAUGGCAGUACGGAGCUAAAAACGGAAAUCGGUCGUUACUGCGGCAAACGUAAGCCGGACACCAUUUACUCCACCGGUAAUCAGCUGCGGAUACGCUACAUGACGGAUGUCUCCGAGCCGCACAUGGGCUUCAAUGCCAGUGUGAGUGUGGCCCGAUGCGGUGGCUCGUUCCACAGUCCGGAGGGUGUGAUAUCGUCGCCGGCAAGGGAGCUCCUGGCGAUCCACGAGGAUGGCAAGCAGCUGCAGGAGUGCGUGUACACCAUCGAACUGGAGAUGGGCAGCACCAUCGAUCUGAUGGGUGAGCAUAUGCAGAUACCCAUGCUGCUCAAUGGUAGCUGCUCGCCGCGGAAUCAUUUGCUGCUCGAGGAGAUGGAUGCCUUUGGGGUGAGCGGUGAGGAGAAGAUCGUGGACACACUAAUGCUCUGCGGCGAUGACACGAAGCACCUGAUGAGUGAGACGAACAAGAUCGUCUUCCGAUACCGAUUCCUCGAUGGCAUACCGGCGGAGAGUCAGGGCUUCCGUUUCAAGUACACGUCGCUGGGCUCGCGUUGCGGCGAGACCAUCUACGCGUCGGUGGGAGUUCUGCAAACACCCGGCUAUCCCAUGGGCGUGCCACAUCCCAUGCACUGUGUGUGGCACGUGCAGGUGCCCAAGGGCAGGAGGGUGCGUCUGGAGAUUCUGGACUUUAACAUGGGCUCGGCGGAGGAAGCCAGGCCAAGGCAUCGCUUCAGUGGUCGUCUGGUCGUGGCGAACGAUUUCAUGAUGCAGUCGGUCCUGGGACGCUACAGCCGAGAUCCCCCCGCAGAGGUGCUUUCCUCUGACAACACCAUGGCCAUCGAUGCCUUCCUACUGCCCAUCGCCCAGAUUCAUGGCAUCAAGCUGCGGUUCAGUGCCUACGGCUCCAGCAGCUGCCAGCGAGUCGCGUUGGACCUAAAUGCGGCCAGGGAGGUUCAGUUCCAGCGGUUCAAUGCCAGCACUACGCUGCACUGCAGCUACCAAAUCGAACCGCUGAUCAAUAGCACCGUGCUGAUUCAGGUGAAGGAAUACAACACCAGUUCGGUGAUGAUGGGGAAUGCACAUCUCUGCGCACUGCUCUCGCCGCUUAAGUUCAACCGCUUGGAGCAGGAGGAGCGGCUAAUGCAGCGCAUUCUCUGCGAUUACCAGCCAGCCGUUCCUGGCAAGCCCCUGCCCGCCAUCCGGGUGCCAUUCAACAUCCAAAUGGUCGUCUCAGCAUCCGAGCGCAACGGACUGACCAAUCUCGUCCUGGGCUACAGCAUGCAGACAUGCGGCGGUGUCUUUGUGCUGGAACCGGGCGAUAAUACAACGCUGCAUCAGCCAACGGGAAUGGAGUCGAUGGCGGGCGCCAUUGACUGUGCCUGGGCCAUUGGACCCUAUACGGAUGCCAGUGGCGAGGACGAAGUGGUGCCCCAGGACAUCCAGCUGGAGGUGUCCGUAUAUGAUGUCAAUCUGCCAGCGCCGAUCUUGGCCAUACAAUCUCCGGCAUCCCCAUGCCUGCAUCACUAUCUCAAGGUGUACAAUGGACCCGAUCAGAACUCACCUUUGUUGGGACAGUACUGCAACCAGGCCACUGCUGUGCCAAUGGUGGUGGAGCGAGGCCUCUUCCUGGAGUACCACUCCGAUAGCUACUCGCCCAAUGCCACCUUCAAUGUGUCCGUGAAGUAUGGCUCUGGAUGCGGUGGCAAGCUGGUGUAUCCCUACAGGGCCAUCGACUUUGCGGAGCAGUACAAGAACAAUGUGGAGUGCAUCUGGGAGGUGGAGGCGGCGAUGGGCUACCACAUUGGUCUAACGUUCCAUGGGCGCUUCUACAUCGAGGACAGUCCUGGCUGCACCAAGGAUUACCUGCUCGUUCAGCAGCACAACGAAACCACUGGCAAUUGGUCCGAUCUCCAGCGGAUUUGCGGACGUGAUCCGCCCGAGAUGAUAAACACCACAUCACAGUCGCUGCGGCUAAUCUUCCGCUCCGAUGGCGAUACGGUGGCCGAUGGUUUCCUGGUCAAGUUCGAGAGGAAUUGCGGUGGCCUGCUGUACGCCGACAGCGAGGAACAGGAGCUCUCCAGUCCGGGCUAUCCAACUGGCUAUGAGAAGCACUUGCAAUGCAACUGGACCAUAGUGCCCCGGAGUCCCGCGAUGGGCGGUGUCCUGGUGAGCUUUUUGACUUUCGAUCUGGAACAGGCGCCCAUAUCCGUUUGCCUCUUCGACAAUCUCACGGUGACCACAAAGGAUAAGGGCAAGGAUCCGCAACGCAGCAUUCUCUGCGGCGUCAAGCACAACCACGAGUACCGCGGCAAGGAGUACAUCAAUCUACUAUUCCGUACGGAUGGCAGUUACUCCGGCCGGGGAUUCACAUUGCGCUACACCAGCCGUCUGUGCGGUGGAGUUAUCACGCAAACUUCUAUGGUGGAAUCACCCGUACAGCAUACGGAUAACAACCAGCCGCCCGGUAGUGAUUGCUAUUGGAAUCUAACCGCCCCCGCGGGUCACAAAUUCAACAUUAAGUUCGUUUCCAUCGACUUUGAGGCGAAUGCCAAUUGUGCCUACGAUGGCGUCGAGGUCUUCUCCGGCUCCACGCCGGAUCCGCGCUACAGGUGGGGUCGCUUCUGCGGUCGCUUUAACGAGGAUCUGCCACUGAUCAGUAUUCCCCAGGAGCGUGGCAUCAUACACAGCUUCUCCGAUGACCGCGAUCCUUCGCGGGGAUUCCGUGCCCUGGUUCGCGUAAUGCCCAAUUGCGAUGAGACCAUCUCGCUGAAUGGAUCGUCGCGUUAUGUGUAUAGCAAGUUCAACAACGCUGGCGGUUAUCAAAACGACUUGGAUUGCCAGACGGUGUUCCAAGUGAAUCCCGAUCAGCAGAUCAGCGUGGAGUUCAGCAACUUCCAUGUGCAAGACUCGAACGGAUGCGGCAGUGACUAUGUGGAGUUGCGCGAUGGUGGCGGCACCUUUGCCGAUAUCAUCGGGCGUUUCUGUGGCCAAAAUCAACCGCCCACGCUGAGGAGCACCAGGCAUACGCUUUACAUGCGCUUCGUCACCGAUGACAAGGUGACGGAUACGGGCUUCCAGGUGACCAUCAAUGCCAUUCCCCGGCUAUGCGGCAGUACAGAGAUUACGUUGAGCGCGGACGGCACCAAGGAGGUCACCAUUAAUUCACCGACACGAACGCCGGGUGGCAAUUACGCCAAUGGUGUGUCUUGCUUCUGGAAAAUCAAGGGUGACUCCCUGCUGCGGGUGCAGUUCAUCAAUUUCGAUCUCCACGCACCCGACAAAAACGGCAGCUGUGUGGAGGACUUUUUGAAAAUCUACAAUAGUGAGGAUGCACCGCUGUUGGAGCAGGGAUUGGGCACUGACCUGGUGUUCAAUGGCCAGACUUCCAGGAAGAAUGGUCUCGGCUUUGCCACGGAGCACGUGUACUGCGGCAAUGUCAAGCCGGACAUCUAUUAUGGCCAGUCCAGCGAGGUGUACCUGAAGUUCCGGUCGAAGGGCUUGGAGCAGCGUGGCGGAUUCCAGUUACAGGUCGCACUCAACUCCAACGGAGAGCGCCACUACGAUGGCCUGCAGGGUCGAGUGCAUCUAUCCCAGUCAUCCGAUUGCAGCAUCAUUAUCCGGGCUCCACCUAAUCACACCCUGAGUUUGUACUACGCCGAGCUGAUAUUCGGCACCUACGACUGCGAAAUGGAGCAUCUGGAGGUGUUCGACAGGACGAAUCGAACAUUGCAGCGCGUCUGCUCCUUUGUGGACAUGGGCAAGAGCCUGUUCAGCGAUGCGAAUGAACUGCGGCUGCAGAUGAAGACCGGCUCGUUCUUGACCUCGCUGGAUAUCACCUAUUUGGCCAGCCCGGUGGAGAAGGGUCCUGGUUGCGGCGGUCAGUUCUACAACACCGAGGGCAUCUUCUCCAAUCCCUUCUAUCCGACCAAUGUGCGCAAUAACUCCGACUGCCAGUGGCUCGUCCGGGUGCCAAGUAACAAUGUUGUCUUCCUCACAUUUGAAGUCUUCAAUCUGGGCUCGAAGACCACCUGUCACACGGAUUACCUGCAGAUCCUGGAGAAGAACGCGGCCGGAACUCAGCGCGAAAUGAGACGCUUCUGUGGCGAGGACCAACCAAGGUACUACAAGAGCAAGCGCAGCGAAGUGCUCGUCCGCUUCCACAAGACGGUCAACUACGAUGGUGUCGGUUGGGUGAUCCGCUUUGCCGGGGUCUACUCCGACUAUCAGAUACCCAGGUACUUGUUUGGCGGCGGCGGCGCUUAGCCGCUUGACUUCUUCAGCCGCAAUUGGUAUUGGGAAGCCUGAAAUCCAAUUCC